UUGAUAAUUCAGAUAAAACAAAGCAGAUUUUAUUUUCUCAUGUGAAAGCAAUAUGCCCUCAAUAAAGGGACAUCAUAGUAACCACAGGAAGUGGACGCAGCGUCUCUCUAUAAAAGGAGGUGUAGAGAUGACAGUUUGGAGCGUGAGAGCAAGAGAGAGCACGGAGAAACACAAUGGUAGACCUCAAAAGGAAACAAAUGUCUUUAUUUCUCAUAUGGCUGCUUCAGUUUACAGCAGCAGCUGAAGUGAACGUCUUCCACCUUGGUGUCAGAGAAGGAGAUGAAGUCCGUCUGCCUUGUAUAAACAUGAAAUGCGACCAGAAUAACUGUCACAAUACUUCCUGGAACUAUUAUCAUCCAUCAUGGGAAAGUUAUGUCCAGCUGGAUGUAGUGAAAUCAGGCAGACUGAGUCUUACAGAGGAUUGUUCUCUGGUUAUAAAGCCGAUCAUAGUGAAGGAUGCUGGUUGGAUUUACUGUGAACAGCUCACGACAACAGAAAUACAAACAACUCCGGCUGUAAUUCGUCUCUUUGUUGAAGACCCUGCAGAAAGCGUACCAGAAGGAACAUCUCCAACAGAACAUCCAGUUGCAGCAGCUGAAGUGAACGUCUUCCACCUUGGUGUCAGAGAAGGAGAUGAAGUCCGUCUGCCUUGUAUAAACAUGAAAUGCGACCAGAAUAACUGUCACAAUACUGCCUGGAACUAUCGUCAUCCAUCAUGGGAACGUUAUAUCCAGCUGGAUGUAGUGAAAUCAGGCAGACUGAGUCUUACAGAGGAUUGUUCUCUGGUUAUAAAGCCGAUCAUAGUGAAGGAUGCUGGUUGGUUUUACUGUGAACAGCUCACGACAACAGAAAUACAAACAACUCCGGCUGUAAUUCGUCUCUUUGUUGAAGACCCUGCAGAAAGCGUACCAGAAGGAACAUCUCCAACAGAACAUCCAGUUGAUUGUACAGGUUCUUCUGCUCUGGACUUCAUGAUGUUGGUUCUGCAUGUGGCUGAACUCAUCCUGAUGACUGUGAUCACUGUUCUUCUCUUCAGAACUCGAGGGACCCGGAGACCACCUUAUGACAACACUGUGCUUGAUGAUGAAGAUGAAGGCUCUGUGUACUAUGAUGAUAUUGGAGAACCUUCUGCUUCUGUCAGACUCCACUCAGCAACAAUAACUUCGAGAAUAACAUCGACUCACCAGAUAAAAUAAUCUUCUGCUUUCAUCAUUUUGAUAUCUCAUUUUUUUAUGCAUUUAAAGAAACAGAUCUACCUAAUCAAAAGUCUCAAUUGCAGCAGGAUGAGAUUUGAACUCAGUUUAUUAAUUUCACUGUACAACCAAGAAUAAGUGCUGUCAAUCCAUAAUCUUUUUUUAUCUAAUUCAUUACAGGCUACGUAAUUAAUUGCAUAUAUUGAUGAUAUGAGAAGGAUUGCAUUACAGGUAGAGUUACUGCAUAACCCAUCUUUUUUCUUUAUCUGUAAAAGAA
Molecule: messenger RNA, 1470 nt
Organism: Labrus bergylta (ballan wrasse)
Lineage: Eukaryota; Metazoa; Chordata; Actinopteri; Labriformes; Labridae
Source: RefSeq, a predicted model, not a curated record